AUGGCGGCUUCCGAGUGUGUGGAGUUGCACGGACGAAGAGAUGAUGAUGAUGAAGUAAUUUUUUUGAAAGAUAAAUGUAUCCGGUAUUUUAAGCGGUGUCUUCAGGUUUUACCGGAAAGGUUUUCUUCGCUUGAUGUUACCAGGCUUACAGUUGCUUUCUUUGCUAUCUCUGGUUUGGACUUGUUGGAUGCUAUCGAUGCUAUUAAGGAUGAAAAGGAAAAGAUUAUUGAGUGGAUUUAUUCUUAUCAAGUGUUACCUGACAAAAUAGAAUCUAACAGGAGUCGUUGUGGUUUCAGAGGUUCUUCUGCAGUUGGUGCUCCACCCAGUAUGGGAAAGCCAGAGAAUGCCCAUCCAUAUGAUAGUGGACACAUUGCUAUGACUUACUCAGCUCUUUCUACCCUCUUAGUGCUGGGGGAUGAUUUAAGCAGAGUUGACAAAAAAGCAAUUAUUCAAGGUGUAGAAGCCUUACAACAGCCUGAUGGAAGCUUCUGCCCGUUAAUCGAUGGAGCAGAAAAAGACAUGAGGUUUAUCUACUGUGCAGCCUGUAUUUGUUAUAUUCUACAAGACUGGGGUGAGAUAGACAAGGAAAAGAUUGUCAAAUUUAUUCAAAAGUGCAUUAAUUAUGACGGUGGUAUUGCUCAAGUACCUGGAGCUGAGUCUCAUGGUGGCUCCAUAUUUUGUGCAGUAGCUGCUCUCUCACUGAUUGAUCAAUUACAAACAGCUUUCAGUCCCAGUCAGAUCAAUAAGCUUCGGUGGUGGUGUUUAAAAAGACAAGAUAGUGGUUUUCAAGGUCGACCAAACAAACCAGUUGAUACUUGCUACUCCUUUUGGGUUGGUGCUUCGUUAACACUCCUGGACUACUACCAUUUUGUUGAUACUCAGCAGAACAUUGCUUUUAUUCUGUCUACACAAGAUGAUAUAGCUGGAGGUUUAGCUAAAUGGCCUGAUGUAGUACCUGAUCCACUACACACAUACCUAGGAAUUGGAGGACUAUCAUUAGCUGGAAAAGAAGGAGUACUUCCUAUUCAUCCUGGUCUCAACAUUAGUAAACGGGCAGUGGAUCACCUGAAACAUAUACAUAAUCAAUGGGGGGUUGCCUCAAAUAUUUAUAGUUGACAUUAGUAACCACUACCAGGUACCAUUUUAUGUGGAAGUAAAGACUCAGAAAUCUGAAUCUGAGGAAAAGUAAAACGUGGACAAUUUUAGUUAUGAGGGUCAAGCAUACUUAGAAAAACAAAGUUCUUACAAGUAUAACAUUCUCUUCAGUUUUUUCUCCAAGUUUCUGUAUGUGUCAGUUGUUACUGGUUAUAGUGAAUAUUUUUCUUGGCUUAAUUUGAAAAGUUUGUGCUCAUCAAGUACUGCUGAACAUAUGCAUUUUAAUGAGGUAUCCAUAGAUUUAUGAAAUGAAGUUUCAGGAUAGUGUGACUAUAGUAUGAAAUUAAAAGUGUGUACUCGUAUUUUGACUCAAUAUCAUCAAUGUUGACAUGUGUAAUUACCGCCCUUCAGUUUCAAGCAAGUGUCAGAUUAAUAAAAAUCAUGUUGACAGCUUUUGUAUGAGAAAAGAUGUAAGCUAGAAACAUAAUACAUUCAUUAUUAAGUAUGGAAAAUUGAAGCAAAAAUUAGUCAUAAAUUUAAAGAUCUUGGGAAAGGUUUAGUCAUAGUAUAAAACUUACUCAGUGGGAUGUAUAUUUAAACCAAAUAUGUGUGUGUGUGUGUAAAGUAAUCAUGAAUAAUGGCAAAUUAAGCCAUUCCUCCUGAAAAUGGAAAGCAGAUUUAUACAUGGUAAUAGAUAUUUUAUAUUGAAAAUUCCUUGGAAAAAAAUUCCAUAAUGUAUUGCUUGUUUACAGCUCAUUGGAGAGAAAUAAAAAGAGUCGGUUUUAUAAUUUAUUAUCUUAUCAUUUUAAUUGAUCAAAGAAAGAUGCACUUGUAUUUUUGGUGAACGCAUUGUUAUUUUUAUACCAACCAUUUCAUCGUACAAUGUCUUAAGUUACUAAACAAACAAUGAAAAAAAGGAGACGUGCUAAGCAGAUAAAAGUUUUAAGACUUCGUAUUGUAUUCCAAGUUGUUGAAUUUUUGAAAAGACUUUAUUCUUGUUAAAGAUAAAGAUUUAUUAAACCAUACUGUGUUUUAUGUUAUAAAAGAACUCUUUGUAUUAUGUAUUUUUUUUUUUCGAUUUAUUGAGAAGCAUUUGGAUUAGUAUAGUAAAAGCAAUAUGUUAAUGCUGUUGACUACCUUGGAGGUAUUACUUUCAAAGGACAUACCUCUGGUCUAGUGUGAGGAUUAAAUAGAAAGAGUUGUUUUAGAACUCUCUGUAUUUCAGCUGUGUUCUUGUUGGCAAAAUAGAAAACUAGACUUUUACAUUAUUUUCACAAUUUAAUACUUAAUUACAAAAAUUAUUCGUACUGUUUUGCAAAGGAAUACCUGUGACUAAUGAAAUAAAGCAAUGUUCAAAAAGUAGGAUUUUUAAAUAGAUUUAAACCUUUAAAGCUAAGACCUUAUUGGAGUGAUUUAUUACAUUUGUAUUUUUGUUUAUAAAUUUUGUUUAUAACUAAUAGAACAGUUCAAAACUACCAAAUGUGUUAUUAAGCAUUUUGGAAGCUACAAAUAGUGGAAUUUUUAAGCGUCAUAUUGUAAUACUGGAUAGAUUUUUUGAGGGUUUUAAUCAUCUAUUUCCAGAGGAUUCUACCAACUCCAUAACGACCUUUAAUGAAAGAAGUAUUAAAAUAAGUUCAAAUUACUCCUAUUGCCGGGUAACUUAGUAAAAGAUUUUGUUCUUGUCUAGGGACAUUCAGAAUUAAUGCAAUAAUUAGAAAAUUUUGUCAAAGUAUUUACUCACAAGCCUUUAAAUUAAUGUAAACCCCUGUAAUGGUUUAGGAUAUUUAGUGUGGUCUACUUUUGACACUUGGAGGAUAAACUAUUUAAUUAGCAAUUUUUAUAAUGCUUAUCCAUAUCUUUGUAAGUGUUCCUGUGAUUAAUAGUCAUGCUUUUCUACAAGUUUUAACACUAAUAAAUUCCCGAACUUUUGCUUUUGUAUAGAAUCUUUGCCUUUACCCUAAACAUUUAAACUAGUUAAAUAAUAUUUUUUAGAGCCCCAAUAGUUCUGUCACUUAUUCUUGUAUAUAAUUUUCUGUGGGUUAAAAUCAGUUACAAAAUGUAGAUCAGCAAACGUUUUAGUGCUAGUUUUUGGUGCUAAUCUGUUAAAUGUUUGUAUGUACAUGUAAACAGACUAUUUUUAUUGAGGAGUGUGGAUCAAAUAUCAGUGAAAUGCACUUCACGGUAUAAAACACUACUCUUGAUAUCAGAUCAGAUCUCUGAACCUUUGUUGUUUUUAUUUUCAAAUAAACAGCUUGUGUGUUGAUUUUAAAUCAUUGAACACGCACCUUUUGUUGGUCCCUUGCUUGUUAAGCCUAGUCAGUUGUGUAAAAUAAGCAGUGUAAAAAUUUUUUUUUGUCUAUCUUUGUUGUGAGAAAAAAAAACGUAAAGUUCUCAACAUUUUAGUAAUGUUUUUUGAUAAGUAAUUUUCAUAGCUGAGAAUUCUGGUAAAUAUUACUUGUUUUUGUGAAAAGUUUACAUGUUUAAAAUAUAAAUCUGUACAGUAGAUUUAAAAUACUUGUUGAAACAAGGUGGUUGAACAUUCCGCACUUCAUUUUAUAUCAUUUCUGCAUGAAAUUCUAAUGAAAUAAACUAUUAUUAAGUGA
Messenger RNA from Limulus polyphemus (Atlantic horseshoe crab), 3698 nucleotides. It is a transcript of the gene betaggt-I, whose product is annotated as geranylgeranyl transferase type-1 subunit beta-like. The transcript has 9 exons. Bases 1 to 1116 code for a protein of 371 amino acids. Gene Ontology annotation, biological process: protein geranylgeranylation. Gene Ontology annotation, molecular function: CAAX-protein geranylgeranyltransferase activity. The record is from RefSeq and is a predicted model, not a curated record. Gene Ontology annotation, cellular component: CAAX-protein geranylgeranyltransferase complex. Lineage: Eukaryota; Metazoa; Arthropoda; Merostomata; Xiphosura; Limulidae.